AAUGAAUCAAAUGAGUAAGACGUAAUUGGUCUUUUGGAAAUUCCAUCGGGCACGGAAUUCAUGAUCAGGGGAUAAAGAUUUAUCUAUUGGCGAAAGAAGGCGUAGCAAUAAUACUCAUGGCGUCUUCUAACGAGUCGACUGCUACAAGUAGCUUACAAGAGGAGAAAGAGCAGAGGGUUAUUGAUGUCCUGUUUCUUUGUGACGAGUGGAAAUCUUCGAAGGGUGGGUUAUCAACUUUCAAUCGAGAAUUUGCCAUUAAUCUGGCGCUAGAGACGAUUGGUACCAUGAAAAUCCACUGCUACGUCUCAAAAAGCGAUGACCAGGACAGAAAGGAUGCCAGAAAACACAAAGUAAAUUUAAUCACAGCUCGAAAUAUUCCUGGUUCAACUGACUCCUUCGAGUGCUUGAAAAUUCCUUCCCUAGAGCUCCCAAAUCCACAGGUGGUUAUAGGCCAUGGAAGAAAGCUCGGUAGAUGUGCGUAUUUCCAAGUACAGGUCGCAAAGUGUCGUUGGAUACAAUUUGUCCACGUUCAUUGUGAAGACCUUGGAAAAUACAAGAAAACAAUUUUGCCUGCAACAGAUACAAUCGAAGAAAAUGAGAAGAAGCACCAGAUGGAAAUUGAUUUGUGUAAAGCAGCGGAUGCAGUUGUCGCCGUUGGCGCACGUCUACAACAGAAGUACAACAGAAGCCUACCAACUGUCAAAGUGGAGGUUAUUACUCCUGGAAUCUUCGAAAAGUUUUCCCGUGAAACACAGUUUGCUAUGCACAGAUCCGUGAAGAACUUUAACGUGUUCUUGUUUGGCCGAGCUACCUUUGAGGAUCUUUCUCUUAAAGGGUACGAUAUUGUCGCAAAUGCGAUUGGUUCUCUCGGUAAGAACUUUAAGCUGACAUUUGUUGGUUCAUCUCCUGGUGAACAUCAAAAAGUUGAGCAGUGGUUUCUUGACAACACCUGCAUCACUCGAAACCAACUAACCAUCCGUAGUUAUUGCAGUGAUCUAGACGAUCUCAAGACGAUGUUCUAUGAGUCAGACUUGGUUGCUCUACCUUCCCGAACCGAAGGCUUUGGGCUAGUAGCCUUGGAGGCCGUAUCUGCUGAUGUUCCCGUACUUGUUUCUGGUGAAUCUGGAGUAGCUGAGGCUUUGAGAGAAGUGGACGGUGGAAACAUUGUUAUUGUUGAAUCAGAUGAAGAUACAGAUGAAUGGGCACGAAGGAUUAGAGAGAGGUCUCAAGAAAGUGCAGAAGAUAGACAAGCCAAUGCCACGAAGCUGCGAGAGAAUUACAGGAAGGUUUACUCUUGGAGAACAGAAUGUGCGAACUUUAGAAGAAUGAUUGAAAAUGUUAUGAAAACUACAAAUGAUAGUGAAUUGAACAUGAAGAUUGAUGUAGAAGAAAUAAAACCCAAAGAACCCAACAUGAAUACCACAAACUUAGCAACAGAGUCUGGAGGAUUCCAAGGGGUUCAUUGCCAGAGGGCAUCAGAUGCAACAUCGCCUACAGAGGGAAGUGUGUCUCCUUCAGGAACAGAAGAUCCUCAAGCAUUCAGAGAGAGAGUCCUGGCCUUAAUUGCUUUGAAUUACCUCCAGACCACACCACCACGGUCAAGUGAAGAGCAUGAUAAGUUUUUGAAAUACUUGAAAGAAAUGAGGGUCACCAUCACAGGUGUCUCUGUAGGAAGUUUAGUGAUAACAGUGAAGUGCGAAUCUCUCCAAAUCUUGGAGGAAUUGUGGACAGAUUACUCAUCUGGUCAUCUCAGUGAAAUGGUUCAAAAUUGUUUUGUGACUGAAAAGAUCUUGAAGGAACUGAACCUAGCUGAGCUGAGACUGAAAACAACAAUGGACAUAGAAGAGUACAAUACAAGGAAACUUUACUUUGAGAGAGUUGCUCUUAGAGAUGCCUUGUGCUCUCAGUCAUACUUCAUAAGUUCUGAAGAUCAAUCACCCAAAAGAUGGCGACAGAAGACAGAGGUCAAGGAGUCAGAGAAAGUGAAAGACACCCAAAUCCUUGACCCUUUAAGUGACGUUCAUCUUGCUGCACUUCACUUCAUAUAUUUACCUCAGAUCAACGAGAAAUUGAAAAUAUGGCAAAAUGUCUGGUCUUGCCAUUGUAUUCGGACCACAAGGUCUAGUCCACUUCGGCUGUGGUUGGCUGGACAGAUGCAAGAUCCUGGGCCAGAUGUCUCAAUGUUGGAUCUGAAUAAUUAUGGUGUAGAAGGAAUUGUCACUGAUGAUGAAGACAGGGACAACAGGCCAGUGUUUAGACAGCUGGUAAUUGAAAUUGAUGAGCCUUGCAAAACUGAACUUUAUUAA
Molecule: messenger RNA, 2306 nt
Organism: Stylophora pistillata
Lineage: Eukaryota; Metazoa; Cnidaria; Anthozoa; Scleractinia; Pocilloporidae
Biological process (GO): protein phosphorylation
Molecular function (GO): ATP binding; protein kinase activity
Source: RefSeq, a predicted model, not a curated record